Messenger RNA from Prunus mume (Japanese apricot), 585 nucleotides. RefSeq lists its product as uncharacterized. NCBI's taxonomy places the organism in Eukaryota, Viridiplantae, Streptophyta, Magnoliopsida, Rosales, Rosaceae. The record is from RefSeq and is a predicted model, not a curated record.
CCCUCUUGUCACGAGAGAAACACACGAUACCGAGGCACCUGUCCAUUCAUUUAUGCUCCCAACCUCAAAUCUCUUCAAACUUCCAAAACCCCACUUGCCCUGCUCAGAUCUUCUUCUUCUUCGAAACCCAUCUAGUAUUUUCUUCUUCUUGGUUUUCAUCUAGUUUAGGUUUGGCAGAGAAAAAUGGCAGAUUGGGGUCCUGUGGUGAUAGCAGUGGUGCUGUUUGUGGUAUUGACACCGGGGCUUUUGUUUCAGAUACCGGGAAAGGGAAGAGUGGUGGAGUUUGGGAACAUGCAGACCAGUGGCGCUUCUAUUAUGGUUCAUGCCAUCAUCUACUUUGGCCUCAUCACCAUCUUCCUCAUUGCUAUUGGUGUUCACAUCUAUGCUGGCUGAUUUUGUAUUUUGUAUUUCAGUUGAGUUUAGAGUUUGCUUUCAUCUGACAUUUAAUUUCUUAUCAUGUUUAAUUACCUUGUGUAUUGCAAAAUUUGGUAUUGCUUUUACUUUAAAUCAUGAAGCUUUGUUUGGUAGUGGAAUUUCCUUUGGUUUAAACGUAGCAGGAGCAGCAGUAUUGGGAUUUUGAUGCAA